This is a messenger RNA of Arachis ipaensis, 807 nucleotides long. The record is from RefSeq and is a predicted model, not a curated record. NCBI's taxonomy places the organism in Eukaryota, Viridiplantae, Streptophyta, Magnoliopsida, Fabales, Fabaceae.
AUGGCUGAAACUAGGUCUUCCAUUCAGAACUUAGAGAUACAAGUUGGUCAGCUGAGCAAGAGGAUCCCAGAGAUCCCAUCCAACACUUUUCUAAGCAACACAGAGGUGAACCCAAAGGAAGAGUGCAAGGCUCUCACUAUGGAGGUUGUGACCGAACCCAAAGAGGAGCCUGCUAUUGAGGAGCUUAAGGAAAUCAAAGCUCAUGAGGAGACUAACACAAUUACUUUGCACGCCCCUUUGCUGAGAGAGGAACCUGAAGAAUACUCUUCUUCAGACGAGCAAGAGGAGCCUAAGGAGGAGCAAAUUGCUCGGUUCCUUGCAAUCCUCAAGAAGCUGAAAGCCAAUUCCUCUCAUGCAGAGGAAUUGAAGAAUGAUCCCCCUUUCAUGGCAUGUUUGAAGGCCUCAAAGGGAGAUGAGACUGUGGUACUGACCAAAGAGUGUAGUGCCUUGGUCCAGAAGAAGCUCCCUCAGAAGCUGUCGGAUCCUGGAAGCUUCCUGAUUCCCUGUACUAUAGGGACCAUCACCUUUGAGAAGGCUUUAUACAACCUUGGCUCAAGCAUCAAUCUCAUGCCUCUCUCCGUGAUGAAGAGGUUGGAUGUUCAAAAAGUGCAGCCUGCCAAGAUCUCAUUGGAGAUGGCAGACAAGUCCCUGAAAAGGGCGUAUGUCAUGGUGGAAGAUGUCUUUGUGAAGGCUAAGGCUACGCUUUUCGGGCUACAGAGACGCUUUAGUGGGAGAUACCUCCGUUGCCUAUUCUCAAAGGCUAUGCUUUUCUGCACCAAAGGCUACGGUUUUGGCGUUUGGGAAUAG